Messenger RNA from Mollisia scopiformis, 555 nucleotides. RefSeq lists its product as uncharacterized. The transcript has a single exon. The record is from RefSeq and is a predicted model, not a curated record. The coding region runs from base 64 to 369 and encodes 101 amino acids. Lineage: Eukaryota; Fungi; Ascomycota; Leotiomycetes; Helotiales; Mollisiaceae.
CUUCGAUUCUUGUUUAUAUUACAUUGUUAGGUAGCAUAUUGGAGUAAGCAAAAAAACUUGUAUAUGUGCGAUACAGAGUUUUGCUUUCCCCAAAUACUGUCUUCACCUCUACUCAUCUGCCCAAUUCUCUCAUCUUUCCUUUCUUCAUUGCUUCUUCUCAUGAAUAUCACUCCCAUCCCCUUUUGGAUCCGUACAUAUUUACAACGACAUCUUCCAUCUCUUUCUCCCACACCCACUCUCCUUCAUUACCUGUCGCGUUCUCCAAUCCAAUUCCCAAGUACAAUUCUGCAUUUUCUGAAGCUGAAGAAUAAGAAAUCCGAAGACGACUCGAUAAAUAGAGCUCAACCUCUUAUUGAUACCAGCGUCUGAGAGCUCUGAGUUUGAAUUCCACGAUAUCACACUUCCAACCCACAGCACCGAGAUUUGAAGAUGAAUAUGAUGACCAUGGACUUGGAAAAUGAACAAGACAAUUUGCAUUUGAGCUUGAGGCUGUGGGAUUCGUUAAAAGUACAAUGCCAUUACAAUUUACAACAUUAUGAUACUUGGGCCGAGGCC